This is a messenger RNA of Aplysia californica (California sea hare), 489 nucleotides long. Its product is annotated as major royal jelly protein 2. The transcript has 3 exons. The coding region runs from base 1 to 489 and encodes 162 amino acids. The record is from RefSeq and is a predicted model, not a curated record. NCBI's taxonomy places the organism in Eukaryota, Metazoa, Mollusca, Gastropoda, Aplysiida, Aplysiidae.
AUGACGAGGAAAGGUUCCCAGGACAUCAUCAUCAACGGCGAGCGCUUUCAUCUGGACCUUGGUCUAAGUGGUCUGGCCAUGUCUCCUGACUUCAACUACCUGUACUGGUCUUCCACGUACAGCGACGAACUUUACCAGGUUCCCACAUGGCCCUUACGAACGAGCAAUGUGUCAAUCAGUGACCACGUCCGGUUCGUGGGUCACAAAGUGUCCAACACUGACGACAUGAUUCACGGCAAGGACAGCCUCUACUUCGGGGCUCUCACACUGGACGCUGUCUACAGGUGGGAGAAACGGCGCGAUAUGCUGGACCAGCACCUGUCAGAAAAAGAGGUUACCAUGGAAACACAAACCCAACUGGUCCAGAACUGGGAGACCCUCCAGUGGCCUGAUAGUCUGUGUCUGGACAAUCACGGGAACCUUUGGUUCACAUCCAGUCGUGCUCACCUCUUUUUGAAGUUAGUGUUAAUUCUUUCAGAGCGUGUUUAA